Messenger RNA from Gavia stellata (red-throated loon), 1101 nucleotides. RefSeq names its product KDEL endoplasmic reticulum protein retention receptor 3 (gene KDELR3). Gene Ontology annotation, biological process: endoplasmic reticulum to Golgi vesicle-mediated transport; protein retention in ER lumen. The transcript has 5 exons. The coding region runs from base 93 to 737 and encodes 214 amino acids. NCBI's taxonomy places the organism in Eukaryota, Metazoa, Chordata, Aves, Gaviiformes, Gaviidae. The record is from RefSeq and is a predicted model, not a curated record. Gene Ontology annotation, molecular function: ER lumen protein retrieval receptor activity. Gene Ontology annotation, cellular component: endoplasmic reticulum; cis-Golgi network; membrane.
GAGCGGGGGGGAAAACUCCCUGCCUUCGCCCUCACUGCCCGCAGAAAGUGCCCCGCUCCCUUCGCCCUGGAGGAGUCCCCCCACCCGGCGCCAUGAAUGUCUUCCGCAUCCUGGGGGACAUCUCCCACUUGCUGGCCAUCAUCAUCCUCCUGCUGAAGAUCCAGAAGUCCAAGUCCUGCGCUGGUAUCUCUGGGAAGAGUCAGAUUCUUUUCGCUCUUGUCUUCACAACCCGCUAUCUCGACCUGUUUACCACCUUCAUCUCUGCCUAUAACACCGUGAUGAAGGUCAUUUUUUUGCUAUGUGCCUACGUCACCGUGUACAUGAUCUACGUGAAAUUCCGGAAAACAUUUGACAGCGAGAAUGACUCCUUUCGCCUUGAGUUUCUACUGGUCCCUGUCACAGGCCUGUCAUUUCUGGAGAACCACAGCUUCACCCCCUUGGAGAUACUCUGGACCUUCUCCAUCUACCUGGAGUCCGUGGCUAUCCUUCCUCAGCUCUUUAUGAUCAGCAAGACAGGGGAAGCAGAGACCAUCACGACACACUACCUUUUCUUCCUGGGCCUCUACCGUGCUCUCUACAUUGCCAACUGGGUCUGGCGCUACUACACAGAGAAUUUCUACGACCAGAUCGCUGUAGUUUCCGGGGUGGUACAAACCAUCUUCUACUGUGACUUCUUCUAUCUCUAUGUAACCAAAGUCCUAAAAGGGAAGAAGCUGAGUCUUCCCAUGCCUGUUUGAAGACGUUUCCACAGACAACGCAAGAAACUCCAAAGAUGAAGCUCCUAAGAUCACAGCUUUCCUUUCCUGGCCCUUUUUGACUAACAGAUGGCUCAGCUGCCAGGAAGACAGUGAGGCCUGGAAAGCUGGUGUGCUUUCCAUCUGAAUGAGACUUUCCCUAAUUUUUUUUUUUUUGUUAUUUCUUACUUGAAUUUGGCGCUAGUAAGUAGUGCUGGCCAAUAGUGAAGUAGUGCAAAUUAUUCUCUCCCGGCUCUUCCCAGCAUCUACCUCCAAAACACGCCUCCACCUUGACCCUGAGGCAGCACAAGGAGUGUAAGGGAAACUGUCACUACCUUUAGUCCUUCAGUCCUUUAACAAGUGCCUA